GCAGGUCACCCGUGUGAGUGACACAUAAACUCCGCCCUCUAGGUGGCAGCAGAACGAUAACCGGCGUUUAAUCAAUCUGCCAUAAAAGCCAAGAAGAAGUUCUGUAUGUUUAUCAACCCUCGUUUUUUUCAUUUGUUCUUCUACAGGUAAUGUUACUGUGGUAAUGUGUGCUAUAUUUUGUCAUUGUAAGUCCUGCAGUCUCCUGAAGCUUCUCUGAUUUGCCUUGCAAAAAGUAUUACACAACAGCGAGGCUGAAGUCCGCUUCUUGUUCUAAUUUCCGUUCCACCUUAAAUGGUGCCGCAGGUACAGCAGUUACAUUGUGGCGCCUGAGGCGUUAUAGUGAGAACUGCUAUGCCAUUUAAGGUGGAACGGAAACUUCAGCUUUGUUAGGCAACACAGAAUCAGUGCACAGUGAAGUUCUCGUUUACAACUGGACUAGUAGAGCUGUCACUGCCCCUGCCUUAACCCAGUUUACCCAGUUCAUCCUGUCUACAUGACCACCACUUGAUGCUGUAGAUGGAGGUUCCACUACUGAAGGGUCUGAGUCCAGACAGGGACGUGCCUGAUGCUGUGAGAUGCCUUAUUUGCCUUAAUAAAUUCAGCGGUCAGCCAGUGGCCACUCCACAGCAGUGUGAGCACCUCUACUGCCUUAGUUGCAUUACUGAAUGGGCAAAGACAACAAAUUCCUGUCCUGUGGAUCGACUAGAAUUUAAUAUCCUUUACCAGAGGACCUGUGUAGGAGGCAGUAUUCAAAAAAUAGUUAAAGUAGAGCCCCCUCAGAGACGAGCGUUAGACAAUGAUGAAGCUGCUGAUGAACUGAGUGUAUGUGAAGAGUGUGGCAGGAGUGACCGAAGGCACCUGAUGCUGCUCUGCUCUGCCUGUGACUCGAGGUACCAUAUAGGCUGCCUUAGCCCACCUUUGAGCGCAGUGCCGUUUGAGGAUUGGUUCUGCCAGGAAUGUACUACUGAAAGCAGUCUGGCAAAUGGUGGUCUGUCUAGAGAAGAGAGUGAGAUAGAUGAGGCUGAAAUAAUGGAUCUGUUGGCUGAAGUUGCCCCAACAUCCAGUCGCCUCAGACCGCCCACUAUAAGACAGCCCACUGUCUGUGCUCGGAGAAGUGCGAGGGUCCGGCAGCAGAGCAGCAGAAGGCCCGCCAGUCUGUCUCAGCAAGUUCAGCAUGUGCCCAGAUACCUUUUAAAACUGACCUGUCCCGCUGAUGGAGAAGAUGCCAGGACAGACAACCUUAUAUUAAAGACUGAAAAAUCAGACAAGCCAGUCACUUAUAAGAGGAAAAGAAGACACAACACAGAUAGAUAAAGACAUUCCUUUUUCAUUUUCCAUGUCCUGUCUGAAAACAUGUCAGGGUUUGUAAUGUGUCCAAAUUUUAAUGGAUUGUUUGGCCAAGAUGUUUCAUGCAGCUGCUCAUAAUGGCCACAUGAUGGCAGCAUUUAACUUGCAUAAAGCCAUUAACAGUGGUGGGUCAUGUGACAGAAACCGAAACAGAUUCUGUGAAGAUUUGCAGAAAAAUAAAAGUGAAACGAAAUAAAGUACAAAUGAAAACAAAUGCUUUACAUAAGCUGUGUGCUGGCAGCAUUUCUUCAUAUCUGUUAUGGCUACAAUUCUUCUUAUCUUGUUUAAAGGAUUAGUAUAAGUUAGGGGUCAUGUGCCAGAAACUGGAAAACAUUCUAUGAUGACUCAAAAAAGAAGAGGGUAAAGAAAUAAGGUCAGAAAUAAUAAUAAUAGAAAUAAGAUACUAAAUAUUAUAAGAUUAUAUGCAAAUUAUAUGAUAAUAUUAAAUUCAAAGUGAAUAAUACUAAUCAAGAGAGAGCAAAUAUUGAAACUGGUGAAAUACAUUAUAGGGUUAAGAGAUUCUGCCAUUGGUGCAUACUCUCAGCGGCCCCUCCCCCUGAGAAAUAAGGAGGAAGUGACUGAUAUUAAGAAGAAAGGGAAGAGUUACCGAAAGCCUCCAUACCGGCUACUCAUCAGUAUGCUCACUUCAAAUGGCUAUCAUCGUGGAAAAAAAGAGGAAGAUUUUGCAGGGCAGAAACUCAGAUCUCUUCCUCCAGCUCUGCUCACGAAAGGUCAGGAUGCUGUCAAGGUUGACCUGCAGAGGAACAGGCUCAGACAGGUUACUGGCAUCUCUCGCUUGUCAAACCUGACAGAGCUCAAUCUGUCCAGGAAUGAGCUCAUCGAGUUUCCUCUGGAGAUCAGGCAGCUACGACGCUUGGCGAAACUGUACAUGAAUCAGAACAACAUCAAGAACAUACCUGAAGAUAUAUUCCCUUCGCUGGAGAAGCUCCAGUUCCUUAAGAUGAGCACAAACCGGCUUCUCAGGCUACCAUCAGACAUGAACAAAUGUCAGAGCCUCACAUACCUGAACCUGUCCAACAACAGCCUGAAGGAUCUGCAGCCUCUGGUGGGUCUACUUCGACUAAAAGAGCUCUAUGUGGAGAAGAACCAGUUGGCAGAGCUCCCGCGUGCCCUUUGUCAGUCCCAGGCUUUGGCUGUAUUCAAGGCCAACGGCAACCCGCUCAGAAUGCCUCCUGAGGAUAUCUGUGCGGGGGGUUUGAAGGACAUUCAAAACUAUUUUGUUAUGUUAGAAGACAGUUCCUGCAGUGUCUGCACCAUUAAAACAAUGUUCCUGGGAUCCUCCAUGGCAGGCAAGUCCACUCUGUGUCGCAGUCUGAUGCGUGGUUAUCCUGUGGAAGUGGCCGAAGCUGACCGUACUAUAGGUAUAGAAAUCCGUGAAGUUGAUCGGGAUGGAGUCCGAUUCCUCUUUUGGGACUUUGCAGGGCAAGAAGUGUACUACAUCACCCAUCACGUCUUCAUAACACCUCAGGCUUUUGUUAUCCUUGCUAUUGAUCUUUCCAGCUACGACACUGAGGAUCCCAAGUCUUUCAGUGAGAAAGUGGGCUUCUGGAUCAACAACAUCCAGCUCAAGGUUCCAAACUCAGUGGUCCUGUUAGUGGGCACUCACACUGACCAGUGCAAGGAUGCAAUGGAGGUGUUAGGAAAGAAGAACGACAUUGAGGAGAAAGUGAAGCAGAUGCUGUCAGAACGAAAAGAGAGCUUAGAGCAGCAAAGAAAGAACCUUGAGGAAUUAGAUGACCUCUCACUGUUUUCUGAACAAAUGAGUGACAUUGAGCGACUCACAGAGUACAAACUGAAGGUCCUUGAUCUUAUACCCCUUGACUGCACUAAGUAUGAGGACAUUGCGUGGUUGCAAGGCCACAUCAAGGAUUUGAUUUCAGAUAAAGACACAUUUCCUUUCAUGGAGCAGACACUGCCUCAGUGCUACCAGGAAGUAGAAACUGCUAUUCAAGGCCUUUUAGAUGAUGAUGUCAUUCCUCAACAUGGAAUAGUGACUCAAGAGGACCUCCUAUAUUACCUAAAUGACAGGCACAAGGAAUUGGACCACGAUAAGAUGAGGUUUAUUCUUCAGUAUCUGCACAGAAUUGGGAUCAUUAUGUGGUACAUGGAAAUCGUAGACUUGAAGGACAUGGUGUUCGUGAAACCAUCCUUCCUCAUCUCAUUGUUCAAGGCCAUUGUAAGACAUGACAUGGUCAGCGCGCUGGGAGCCAUUUCCAAUACAGUUCUGAAGUCGGAGAAUGCACUGCAGCUGCACAGGAACAGGUGGAUUCGUGACUUUGAGGAGAGGGCAACUCUGAGCAAUGUGGCCAUACAGAUCCUGGUACGUGAAGAACUUAAGAAAUCAGGCAUUGAUGACAUGGACCUGAUUGAGGACAUAGUUGGGACCAAGAAGAAGUCUGGGAACCUUCUCACUCUGCUACAGCACUUUGAGGUUUGCCUGCCGACCAAACCAAGUUUUAAACUAAACGCUACAGCCCAGGAGUUUUGUCCGAACAAAAAAUGGGCGCCAUCAAAUCCCUCUGUGUAUGAACCAGAUAAAGCCUGCCUGUUCCCCAGCUUCCUGACCAGCAAUAAGCAGGUCAGAGAGAUGUGGGGAGAGGACAAUAUGGAAGACAUCAAUGUUCAAGUUUACUUCCUACCUGAGAUACCUCAUGGCUUCUUCCACAGGCUUGUCAUAAAGAUAUGCUCCAUUUUCUCCCCCUACUGGAUUGGGAAAGAUCAAUGUCUGUUCUCCUGCGGCAACAGGCGGGUUCUGCUCAGAGAGCAUGUUAACGAUGGGGAUCAGUUUAUUGAGAUGCGAGGCAAGGACAGUGAUGUGCAAAACUCUUUGGACAUUCAGAAGGUGUGGGACAUAAUAAAGGUGAUAAUGAUGCGUCUGGCUCAGCUCACUCAGCAGUGGAGAGGACUGUGUCAGUUUGUGCACAGCCCAUGUAAAGAACGUGGAUGUUCAGAGUACUUUGAGUGGGGGGACUGGCAAGACUGGCUCGAUUCUUCAGGAUCUGAAAAAUUUAACAUGGUUUCAGAAGCAAAGCUGACUUGUCGAAAAGGACACACACGCAGGACUGAACUGCUGUUUCCAGUGAGCAGCUCUGUGGGUGUGAAAGACUGAAUUCACAUCUGCUUCCAAGCAAGCCACACAUGCUGCACUGUUGAAGAAGCACUUUUAUAGAUAGUAGUUAAUUCAUUUACUGUUAUGUACACAUUUACUGUUAAGACACAGAGCGAAACUACU
Molecule: messenger RNA, 4600 nt
Organism: Colossoma macropomum (tambaqui)
Lineage: Eukaryota; Metazoa; Chordata; Actinopteri; Characiformes; Serrasalmidae
Product: malignant fibrous histiocytoma-amplified sequence 1
Exons: 15
Coding region: 1985-4477 (830 amino acids)
Molecular function (GO): protein binding
Source: RefSeq, a predicted model, not a curated record